This is a messenger RNA of Cynoglossus semilaevis (tongue sole), 2992 nucleotides long. RefSeq names its product transmembrane protein 87A (gene tmem87a). The record is from RefSeq and is a predicted model, not a curated record. The transcript is spliced from 21 exons. NCBI's taxonomy places the organism in Eukaryota, Metazoa, Chordata, Actinopteri, Pleuronectiformes, Cynoglossidae. Gene Ontology annotation, cellular component: Golgi apparatus; membrane. Gene Ontology annotation, biological process: retrograde transport, endosome to Golgi. The coding region runs from base 106 to 1887 and encodes 593 amino acids.
CGUUCAUUUUGAACGAAUCACUCGCGAACGACACAUCACUAGUAGGCUGUGUUUGUGGCUCUAUAGCUGCUUCUCUCCCAGGUCUCGGUUCUAGUGACGGGCUCUAUGGCUCCGUGUUGGACCGUCUCGAGCCUCUGGUCUUUGCCGGUGCUCCUUCUGCUGCUGGCGGGGCUGAAGGCCCCGGUCAGUGCCGUGUCGGAAUCUGGGAAAUGGACGCUAAACCUGGACAGUGAAAUAUUAAAGAGACAGAACUACUUCUACUUCACAAAAACUCUCUUCAACAACACCUUCAUCCAGGUCAAACUCUUGUCAGAGACCUGUAACUCCUCAGCUCCCAUCAGCCUGAACAUCUCCUGGUAUUUGAGGAACUCCCACUGCUACGAUGAGGUCUUCAGUCUGGACGCGACCAGGGCAGCAAAUUACUUCAGGUCGACUGAGGUAAUGUCAGGAGGAGGGAGUGGGUUCUACGUCUACCACCAGUAUCCUGUUCUGUCCUGUCAGCCACACAUUAAACCUGACAUGUUCAGCCUCGAGACAUUUGAUGAGAAAACACAACUGACGGAGCUGACACAGCAACAGCCCGUCACAGUCAAGGAGGUCUCUGCUGGUGUAGCUGGUGAUGGUGUGAGAAGAAGAAGGGAGGUGCAGCCUCCACAGCCAAAGGAUGCAGCUGCAGCACAGACAGGAAAGGUUGAGGCAGCACCUCAUUUUGCUGCGGUGGCUAAAAGUUGGGAGGACGGACCGUAUAUGUUCAUCCUAUAUGUCAGAGAGGUCAAAGAGAAAAGCCAGACCACGACUGACACUGCCAACAGUGCCGCACCCUGGAGUAUACACAUGCAAAUUAGCAUGAGAGGUUCCCAUGACUACAUAUCUGCGUCUGAGUGGCCCCUGAUGGUGUUCUACAUGGUGAUGUGCAUCAUCUACGUGUUACUGGCUGUUCUGUGGCUGGUUCUGUCGGCCCGGUACUGGAGGGACCUGCUCAGGAUCCAGUUUUGGAUUGGUGGAGUUAUCUUCCUGGGAAUGUUGGAGAAAGCUGUCUACUAUGCAGAAUUCCAGAGCAUCAGAUAUGAUGGGCUGUCAGUUCAUGGUGCAGUGGUGUUUGCUGAAGUUCUCUCUGCCGUCAAGAGGACACUCGCCCGGGUCCUGGUGAUCAUCGCUAGUCUGGGAUACGGUAUCGUCAAGCCAAGACUCGGCGCUCUACUUCACCGAGUGGUUGGAGUUGGUAUGCUCUACCUGAUGUUCUCUGUCAUCGAGGGCACUCUGCGUGUCAACACUGAUCGAGGAGACAACACCCACACCAGAGUGUUGUGUGACAUCGUGUUGGCCUUCACCGACUCCUGUAUUGUCUGGUGGAUCUUUGUGAGUCUGGCUCAGACCAUGAAGCUGCUGAAGCUGAGGAGGAACGUGGUGAAGCUGUCGCUCUACAGACACUUCACCAACACACUCAUAUUUGCAGUCAUUGCUUCAGUCAUCUUCAUCAUCUGGACCACAAAGGUUUUUCAGAUGUCCAAAUGUCUGUCGGACUGGAGGGAGCUCUGGAUUGAUGAUGCCUUCUGGCGUUUCCUGUUCUCCAUGGUCUUGUUGGUCAUCAUGUUCCUGUGGCGGCCAUCAGCUAAUAACCAGAGAUAUGCCUUCACUCCUCUGGUGGAUGAGGACAGUGAGGAAGAGGAGGAGAAGGAGCCGAUGAUGAACGAGGCCUUUGAGGGAAUGAAGAUGAGGGGGAAAAAUGAGUAUAAUGGAUCUGCCAAAGCCAACAAAGUGGAUGAGGAUCUGAAGUGGGUGGAGGAGAACAUCCCAUCAUCCAUGGCUGACGUAGCACUGCCCCCCCUGCUGGACUCUGAUGAGGAGACCAUGACCACAAAGUUUGAGAUGUCCAAGAUGGAAUGAGUCUACGGUGGACUCAGAGGAGGAGCGGCAGUGAGACAGAUGAAGGGUCGGACGGAGGAUGCGGGUUGAAGUCACAUUGACGGGGUUGACAGUUGAUGCUUUAAUCCAUGAAGGUUGGAGCUGUGACGUCCAUGGUUGUAGAAACACUGGGAGGAGACCUGGACCAGAGACACACGGAUGCCUUUUAUGUUUUCUUUUUAUUGUUUGUUUAUAUUUAUGUCUCACUCUCUUUACAAAUAUACUGAAAGUAUAUGUGUGUGUGUGUGUGUGUGUGUGUAGAGCAGAUGGUUGAACACACGUCUUGAUGUAGACCAGGGGAUUUUUUGCUUCACUUCACUCUUUCAUAUAAAACAUUGAUUUUAUUUUUGCGUGGAGAGAGUUUCCUUCAGACCUUCAGAGCAGGAGGACUCAAGUCAGGAAGAAGACGAAAAAUCCUGGAGAAGAAUGUUUGUCUUUCAUCAAAGUGUUGAUUGUGUAUAAAAAUGUCUCCGUUUCAGACAUUAAACUGUUCACAGUCAGAAACAUUGAUGAAAACUUUAGCACGCUGGUGUCGGGUCAAUGAUUUAUGUGAAGUUGUUUCUGACAUGGUUUACUGAAGUGGUGGACAAACAAUGGUGGUGGACAUUAAGGACAGACGAGACAGUGGUGGUCUGUGUGGACAUUAAAGACAUCUCCCUGGUUCAAACAUUUCUGUUCACUGCUCAAUGCUGCCCCCAAGAUUUCCUGUGGUACUGCUCUGUGGAGUUGGUGUUCACACCAAAAUCAAACAAACGUUUUUAAAAAAAUGUCAAACAAUUUAGGGCUGGAUUUUGUUUUUAAUUAAAUGUUUAGCUUCAGACUCUGUUUCAUCUGAUCCAAGCUGCUGUCUUCAGCUUUGAAAGGUUAAAGGUCACAACACAGAGGUCCAAACACUGACCCGUGGACCGUCUGGUGUCAGGAAAUUCUCCUCAGGUCCUGAUUUCAAGAGAACAACAGCUUCAGAAAAGCUACCGUUGUGUAACUGCAGUUGUGAAGUAAUUCUAAAGUCCAAAGUGUUAUUGUUGUAAAUCAGGUUGGGAUUAUUUCUUGAGAUUGAAAAUAAUCUCCAUAAACAAAAGGUUUUGUA